Messenger RNA from Acipenser ruthenus (sterlet), 2199 nucleotides. RefSeq names its product protein YIPF4-like. The transcript is spliced from 6 exons. The record is from RefSeq and is a predicted model, not a curated record. Gene Ontology annotation, cellular component: membrane; trans-Golgi network. Bases 234 to 959 code for a protein of 241 amino acids. Gene Ontology annotation, biological process: vesicle fusion with Golgi apparatus; endoplasmic reticulum to Golgi vesicle-mediated transport. Lineage: Eukaryota; Metazoa; Chordata; Actinopteri; Acipenseriformes; Acipenseridae.
AGGAACUUCCUUGCUGCUGCUGUGUUGGUCUUGACGUGUCGCCUUUCCCAGCUGCCCUAGCACUUCCUGCUUUCGAUCCACGAUCUGUUUACAGUUUCGUUUACACUGGGAUACAUAGUAUGGAGUAGACUGUUUGAACAGUACAGGGAAAAUCUGGUACCGGAGUUUAUUACCUGUCUGGUGUAAAUGUCAGUCGUCCUGCAGUAAAGACGGAUAUCUGCUAAUCAUCGACAAUGCAGCAGCAGGCGCAGCAUUUCUCCCCUACCAACGGAGAUUUUACGUUCGUGUCCUCCACUGACGCUGAAGAGCUCAGCGGUUCAAUCGAAUCUCCAGAUGUUAAAGUGAACGUGGGCGGUGACUCUAAGGAUGCUUCUGCAACUAAAUUCCUGAGACAGAGAGGGUACGGCUGGCUGCUGGAGGUGGAGGAAGAUGACCCUGAGGACACCAAGCCUCUCCUGGAGGAACUCGACAUAGACCUGAAAGACAUUUACUACAAAAUCCGCUGUGUGCUGAUGCCAAUGCCAUCUCUGGGGUUCAACCGGCAGGUGGUGAGGGAUAACCCUGACUUCUGGGGCCCGCUGGCUGUGGUUCUCUUCUUCUCUAUGAUCUCGCUGUAUGGACAGUUCAGGGUAGUGUCCUGGAUAAUAACUAUUUGGAUAUUUGGAUCCUUGACAAUUUUCCUGCUGGCUAGAGUCUUAGGUGGUGAAGUUUCGUAUGGUCAGGUUCUUGGAGUCAUUGGAUAUUCCUUGCUUCCAUUAAUAGUAAUAGCUCCGUUGCUUUUGGUAAUUGGGGGAUUUGAAGUGGUAGCUACGCUGAUAAAGCUGUUCGGUGUGUUUUGGGCUGCGUACAGUGCUGCUUCCUUGCUAGUUGGGGACGAAUUCAAGACCAAGAAGCCACUUCUGAUAUACCCCAUUUUUCUGCUGUACAUCUACUUCCUGUCUCUAUACACUGGGGUUUGAAACAGGAGAGACCUGGUCUGGAACUGCGUAAUAAACUACCAUCAAAUCGGAAAGUGUUAAAUGCAACAGAAAUUUGCUUUACGCCUGCGAGGGUGACCUUGUACAAGAAACAGAUUUGUUUGUUUUUCCUUUUGGUUAACAAAUCAUGGUCAAUAUUGGGUCAUAAAGCAAACGUGUACAGUGUAUGUAAUUAUUAAAUGUAGCCAUGAUCUUUGUACUAAAAUAAAAGUUCUAGGAUUUGUUUAAAAUCUCUUUCAACUCUGAUGAACGAGUGUGUUUGAGACAGAAUUUCAAUUGUCUUUGCAAGGUGCCAGUUAUAAAGUCAUUGGUUAGAUGCAACCAAAACUUUGAAAGCAUCUGUACCCAUUAUGUUUAAUAGGUGAGUUUUUUGAUAACCCUGGUUUAUGUUAGAAAUGCCAUCCAUACGAUUGCUGGGUGGAAUAAUCCCUUUAUAAAACACCUGUGCCAAAAAGCAACAGCUUGGCCGGUGGCAAAAGGUGUGCAGUCUGCUGCACCACAUUCUAAUUGGGAGCAAAUAAUAGUACAGGUUCAAAACCGCUAGACUUUUUGGCAUUUUUAACUUCAAAGUCUAUGCUGCAGUUUUUAUUUUGAGUGUCAAUGGUAUUUCUCUUUUUCAUGUCUCUUAUUACUGCAUUUAAUCUUUUUAUUUAUAAAUGUUGGCCCAGCUAGUUAACGGGAUUUCGAUGAGUUUAUGUAAAGAGGAUAAUGAUUCAUUCUUUUAAAUUGGGUGCCUUUUAUAUAUAUUUAUGUUAGGUGGCUGUUAUAAGAAGAAUAUUUUAUAGAUGUAAAUUUGUAAAAAAAAAAAAAAAAAAAAGAUAAAUUUAUAAAAUGCACAAACUGACGUGCUCCAUUGUUUUACAAUACUGCAAAUAUAGCUAUUGUAUAUUCUUCAGAUGCAUAAAAUAAAUCAAAUAGGGAAUCAAUCAGCCAUAAUUUGUUGUAUUUAUUAACUUCAAAUGAAACUGGAAAACCUUUCAGGAAAGAAUUGAUAGAGAACCCUAAGCACCACUAAGUUAAUGUUUAUUUUCUUCAGUUAUAUGAAAAUGCAGAACUACUGUUCUACAUCUUAGGACCAGAAUGCACUAUUUCAAAUCAGAAAAUAAAACUUUUUUUAUUUACUCGUAUGAAUUUCUACGUGUCUCCAAUGUUCAGCAUACACCCAUUUGUAACAUGUAUUGUUUCCAAUGUUCUUGUAUAUUAAAGAAAACCGUUAUAUGCA